This is a messenger RNA of Chironomus riparius, 1686 nucleotides long. Lineage: Eukaryota; Metazoa; Arthropoda; Insecta; Diptera; Chironomidae. The record is from the annotation of a GenBank genome assembly.
CAAGUAUUGGUAUUUUAGUGUUUCUCACGUAUAAGCAAACUUCAAGCAAGCAGAUAAAAAUUAAGAAAAAACUAUUUAAUUUAUUUAAGUCAGGGAGCAAAAUAUCAUUAAGAUUUGAAUUUAUUCGAUAAGUAUCAAUUGAAAGUUCAUUGUGAUCAUCGAAGGUUUUGUGAUAGGAGCUGUGGCGAACUAAAAUAGACGAUUUAUAAAAUUUGAAUCAAGGCACUAGAAACAAGGGAGAUUAAAUGGAAGCAAAUGACGAUUUAACAAACGGAAAUGGAGGAGUUGUUGUUGUAAAGGCAAAACCAACACGAAAAGUAUUUAAAGGUGCUACAAAGACAUUCAAUAAAAUACCAAAUUCGAUACUAAACGAUGAGUUGCUUAACAAAGCAAUAUCUGCUCUGCCGAGCAAUUAUAAUUUCGAAAUCCACAAGACAAUACACAAGAUCCGAGAGACAAAGGCUAAGCGAGUAGCUUUACAACUUCCAGAAGGCUUAUUAAUGUUUGCAUGUCCAAUUUCUGAUAUCAUUCAAAAGUUCACUGACGCUGAUACAAUCAUAAUGGGCGAUGUGACUUAUGGUGCAUGUUGUGUCGAUGAUUAUACAGCCGGUGCUUUAGGAUCUGAUCUCUUGAUUCAUUAUGGACACAGUUGUCUAGUUCCAAUUGAUCAAAUGGAUGGAAUUAAAGUAUUGUACGUUUUUGUUGACAUCAAGAUUGACUCACUUCAUUUUGUCGAUACAAUAAAACUGAAUAUUACCGCAGGAAGGAAACUUGCUUUAGUUAGUACAAUACAGUUCGUUGCCACGCUACACAGUGUAGCUAAUGAUUUGCGCGAAGCUGGAUUUGCUGUUUCAAUACCUCAAACUAAGCCACUUAGUCCUGGAGAAAUUUUGGGUUGUACAGCUCCUCGUAUAGCAGAAGACGCAACCCUUAUCUAUCUUGGUGAUGGGCGAUUUCAUUUAGAAGCCGCUAUGAUAGCCAAUCCAAAAGCUGAAGCAUACAAAUACGAUCCAUACGAUAAGAAAUUUACUCAGGAAUAUUACGAUCAUGAAGCAAUGAGAAAGGGUCGCAAAAUGGCGAUUGAUAAGGCAAGACGAGCAAAGAGAUUUGGUUUGAUUCUCGGAACUCUUGGUCGACAGGGUUCAACAAAAGUUUUAACCUACCUUCAAGAAAGAUUAAAAAUGCAUGGACGUGAAAGUUCUGUAAUUCUGUUGUCAGAAAUCUUUCCAAGUAAAUUAGAAUUAUUUAAAGAAAUUGAUGCAUUUGUACAAAUUGCAUGUCCUCGAUUAUCAAUUGAUUGGGGUACAGCAUUCUCCAAGCCACUUUUAACACCAUAUGAGUUGUCUGUAACUUUGGGUGAUAUUCAAUGGAGAAUCGACGAUGCACCAAGCGAAAAGGAUAAAGGUUUAAACUAUCCAAUGGACUUUUAUGCUACAUACUCGCUUGGAAAUUGGACUCCAAAUUACAAGCCUAAGCCAGCUGAUAUUUCGUGUGAGAAUGCGCUUAAUGGUGGCUGUUGUGGUCGGUGCUUAGAUGAGUUUGAAGAGAAAAAGAAAACAGGCGAGGAACCCGAGAUGAAAAUAGAAUUAUAAGUUACCUAAUUAGCUGUUUAAAAUUAAAUUAAAUUUGAUGUGAAAUAACUUUUAAAAAGGUAGAGAAGAAUCACAUCUAUAAUGAUACGAGGAA